AAUCAUGGCAGGGGAGCCCGACCCUCCACCAUCGCCAACUCACGGAGCAUGUGAACCAUUUUGUGAACUGGACGGUGACGGGCCGACCGAGCACCCCUGACACACAACACAGCGGAACGUAGCAGCGCGAAAGACACCCGACAGCGAUAGUAACCCAUCAACGACGAAUACACUAGUACGCUUGUACUCUUGGGAUGUAUUAUACUUAUACAUGUAGUGUACCUAUUGCAUGGACGGUUUUGUAGUGAAGGACUAAUAAUUUAUAUUAUUUUUUGCCGACCCGGCCAAGGGUUUCGGACAGUGCUAGAUCAGAACUAGAAGAUCAUCUUGGCAACUACUUGGCAGGUAAAGAAAGUACAGUAGAUUACGUGACUUUUGUAUGUACCGGCGGUAUGCCUCAACAGUAGGGAAUUCCCCGGGGCUGGUACCAAAAGAGUUCGAAAGAGUUUCGAACAGUCAGUGCUACAUAAUAGAUGUAACAAGAAGAUCAUCUUGGCAGGUGAAGUAGGUUCCGUGACUUGUCUUUUGUGCAAUCAUGAUACAGUGUAAACCUGCUUUCAAGCCAUCAACAAGAACACUCAUGACGUCAUGUAGUGUAAGAUGGUCAUGCCUUAACCGAAAGGAAUUCCGCAGAGCGGGCACCAAAAGAGUUUCGGACAGUGCUAGAUCAGAAGGAGAAGAUCAUUCUUGGCCGGCAGGCGAAGUAGGUUCCUUGACUUUUCAAUCACUGACUUGCAUUUCAGUUAAACGACAUGAGUGCGAGCUGAAACGAUGUAGGCGAGAUUUGUGCGAUGCAACAUUCAGACUCAAGUCUAUUUCUUCGGCUCUUCACCCUUCAACCAAUCAAAAAAAUUAACUUUUACCCUUGGAGGCGCAAUGGCAGCUUCGGAGAGUACGACGUCGGGUGAUAGAACUCAACCGGAGUUGUUCAUUGGAAAUCUACCCCGGAGAACCAAGUCCCAAGUCCUAAAAUCCGAGAUAGAACGACAUGGCGUCCACGUUUUGCGUUGCCAGAUCAGGAAACCAAGGAGUAAGCGUCCUUAUGCCUUCGUGCGGGUCGCUAGCCGUGCAGAUUGUGAUCGAGCGCUGAGAUGCAAGUUGUCCAUGAUGCUCGGUGGUCGGCUAUUGACAGUGGCUAAAUCAGUGCGUGGAGGGCAGAGAGUUAUCACGGAACCGAUCGACUUGGAAAUCCACCAGCUGCAGUCAUUCUCAAUCGGUGUGUUCUUCCUGAAGCAAAGCAUGUUCCUGCAGCGAUGGUCUUCACUGGAUGGCAACAAUAGCAUUGCAGGAGAUAUCAAGUGCACUGUGAACUUCAGGAAAGGGGAGAUUCACCUGUGCUUCAUGACUGACGAGCACGAGUACAAAGUCCAGUUCUUCUUCAAGGACAUGCAGUAUUUCCUGGAUCUGAGGGCUGGUAACUUACCCAGCGAUGUUGCCACUGCAUCUUCUCGCUGUGUAUCGCAUGGUCUUGUUCUGGCUUUCUUGAAUGCACCUCUGGUGUUCAGAAAGGACAGGGAUGUAGCCAGUCGGAAGACUGCAGCCAGUGAACUUGCUACCUCGAUUGUGGAAAAUCCUUCCGGAUCUCAUUAUUGUCAUAAUGAUGUGGAGUGCGAUGACGACGAUGAUGAGGAGUGCGAUGACGACGAUUAUGAGGAGUGUGAUGAUGAGGGAAAGGAGUACGAUGACCACAAUGCGGAGUACAUGUACGAUGGUGAGGCGGAGGAGGAGUACAAUGACGACGAUGAGGAGUACAUGUACGAUGAUGAGGAGGAGUACAGUGACGACAAUGAGGAGUACAUGUACGAUGAUGAGGAGGAGUACAGUGACGACAAUGAGGAGUACGAUGAUGAUGACGAGGAGGAGGAGUACGAUGAUGAAGAUGAUGAGGAGUACGAUGAUGAUGACGAGGAGGAGUACGAUGAUGAAGAUGAUGAGGAGUACGAUGACGACGAGGAUCCCUAUAGAUUUCAUGCUUAUCUACACAAGAAGCAUAGGCUUUUAGACUUUCUGGAAAAAUUGGAGUUUGGCGCUGAUGUUGAUGAUGGGGAGGAUCUGUACCAUGCAGACAAUUUCUUUCUAGCUGGAGAUGUGGAAGAGGAGGGUGAUUGGCGUCGUACAACUGGGACGUUUACCCAAGACCCGAACAUCCAAGGCCAAUAUUUCCACUACCUGCUCACACCACAAUGCGAACAAGAGUUUGAAGCUAUCAUCAAGCGCAUGAGGGAGAAGUACAAUGGCUAUGUGCACUAUGAUGCUCGAAUCCGACGGCUUACAUCCAAAGGUCUCCUGAGGCGUGACCAAUAUGCAAAGCUUGCCAGCAGAGUUCCAUUCCAGCUCAUGUUUCUUGUCGAGGCAAUGGUGGGUGAUGGUCUGCUGUACCGAGAGCUAAUGUCGGAGCUGUUCUUUGAACUACUCAAGCAGCCCAAUGCCUAUCGCUGCCUGCGUCACUAUCAACAGCGCUACUGCUACUACCUGGACCAGUAUGGCGAGGUCAUGGAGGAUCCUGCUGAGGACUUUCUCAAAUCAAUAGAUCUUAUUCACGAGGGUCGCAAUGUGGGCAAUUCACCAAAGGACGACUUCGCGGUGGAUUGCUCGACGGACGAUCACAUCAUGGUUCACCAUGCCACCAUUACACCACUGCUCAUCUACUGCUAUGGCCCAUACCUGGACACAGCGAACCGUGUGCUAAGGCACUACAAGCAUCUGUCAGAUCGCUUCCUGCGUGUGAACUUUGCCGAUGAACACCGUGAAAAGCUGAACGUGGGCAAAGCCAGCCGACCACUUACAGAGAUCACUGACUUCAUCAGGAAGACCCUCAGUGAAGGCAUCGAUGUUGCUGGUCGGCACUACGAGUUUCUGGCCAUGUCCAACAGUCAGCUGAGGGAGAACAGCUGCUGGUUCUUCUCGUCUGAAACGGAAGCACGACGACCGUCUGUCACAGCUGCAGACAUCCGGAACUGGAUGGGGGACUUCUCCAACAUCAAGAAUGUUGCCAAGUACGCUGCGCGCAUGGGCCAAUGUUUCUCCUGCACGAGUACAUCAGGCAAACUCACCGUUGACGGAUCAGAGUUUAAGGAAGUGCGGGACGUGAAGACCCGGGAUGGAAAAUACACAUUCUCGGAUGGCAUCGGCAUGAUUUCUCCAUCUUUCGCUAAGGAGGCUGCGCUAGUCGUGCCAAACCUGAAAGGUGGUGUCCCAUCUGCUUUUCAGAUACGCUUUGCCGGCUACAAGGGCAUGGUGGCAGUUAACCCUGACAUGGAAGCACACCUGAAGCUGCAACUACGUCCCAGCAUGCGCAAGUUUGAGAGCAAGCACCUGCAGCUGGAGGUCAUUCAGGCAUCGCGUCUUCUGCCUGGUCAUCUCAACAGGCAGAUCAUACUCCUUCUCAGCACACUGGGCAUUGACAUGCGCGUCUUCAUUGACCUGCAAAAGAAGAUGACAAGCAAACUGGACGACUGUGUACGGAAUGAGCAGGUUGCAAUGAAUUACAUCGCCAAAGAACAUUGUCUAAGUGAUGUCACUGCACCUACUACACUCCUGCACACAAUGAUGAAAAGUGGCGUCCGCUUCCCAGAGCCCUUCCUGGAGGCAAUGAUGCUUGCGUAUCGCAACUCUCGACUGGCAAUGCUCGAGGAGAAGGCGCGCAUCUUUGUGGAGGACGCUGCCUGCUUGCACGGAGUGCUGGACGAAAGUGGCUUCCUGGACUAUGGCGAAGUCUACAUCUGCAUUCGCGACAACGAUGGCCUUCAGAAAGUGAUAACUGGACCGGUUGCUGUGGCCAAGAACCCGUGCCUACAUCCUGGCGACGUACGUGUCCUGAUGGCUAUGGCUGCACCAACGGCCGGGCACAGCUUGCACAUGCUGGAGAAUUGCCUGGUAUUUCCGCGACGAGGAGUGCGUCCCCAUCCGGACGAAUGCAGUGGCUCGGAUCUGGACGGUGACACAUACUUUGUGACCUGGAAUCCGCACUUGAUACCAACGCAGGUCCAACCACCCAUGGAGUACGCGGGCAAGCAAGCCCAGGAAGUCGACCGGGUGACCAUGGAGCAUAUCUAUGACUUCUUCGUCAAGUACAUGCAGAACGACUCUCUGGGUGUUAUCUGCAACUCACACUUGGCGCUCGCCGACUUAAGCGACCAGUCUGCCAACGACCCCGUCUGCCUGGAACUGGCGCAGAUGCAGUCAGAUGCCGUCGACUAUCCAAAGACUGGCGUGCCAGUCGAGUACGACCCAAAACGACACUCACCAGCCACGUACCCAGACUUCAUGAAGAAGCGCGACAAGGAGGAGCACACGUCAAAGAAAGUGCUCGGUCGUCUCUUCCACGACGUCCACCAGUUCCACAAGAAAUGUUCACCGCAGACGAGUGGUAGACUACGAAUCGAGCAUCACCGUGACUUCUUUGAUGCAGAUCUCAACGUCGCCGGCCAUGAGGAGUUUGACGAAGAAGCCCGUCUGUGCAAAACCGACUAUGAUGCAGCCCUGCGGAUGAUCAUGAACAAAUACCAACUGAAGAAGGAAGAAGAAGCUGUUGGCGGGUUCUUUAUCAAGCUGCCCCGCUCCCAACGACAACGCUCACUGCAUGAUAUACAACAAAAGGUGCGUCAGGAGGCAACGCGGCUCAGGCAGCACUAUCUAGACGAGGAGUUUGGCGACGUUCCAGAGAAAUACCGCGGCGGCAGCGAGACAGCGUACCUACAUCGCAAGGCAUCCGCUUGGUACACCGUAACAUACCAUCCUCAUUACACAAGCAGUCGCGGCGAUGGAUCCAGUCAUAGCCGUACGCCCCGGAAGGGUUACCGCCCAGAACUGGUCAGCUUUGCCUGGAUCCCGUAUCAGUACCUGUGCGCCAUCAAGAAAGAGAAAAGAAUGCAGAAGCAGAAAUUGCAUGUGGGCCGCCAUUGAUGCACUGGGCGCUGACAUCGGCACAGCAAAGGAAUCUCCUUUUGUGGCACUGGCUCUCUUGUUCCAGGAAUGGAGUUAUCUCCACUACUACAAUGCUCACUCCACUAUUCACUGCCGGAUACUUGCUUGCGUCUUGAUUUUUUGAAUGAAUAUCUUGAUUUUUGAAUGUCGAUAAAGAAUGUUGAAGGAGAUGAUUUUCUCUAGCUCAUGUGCACGUACACGUUCCCGGGUAUUGGCCCAGUAGAAUCUUUCCCAAUCAUUUUGACUUUUGCCGACACUUCUGCAGACAUGGCCAGGCUAGACACGGCUACGUUGUACUUGAUUGUGCCAUGAUAGUCAAUCAGCAAUAUGACCACUGUCAUUUGCAAUCUUUUCCAAUGGAGCUAUGUGGCACCACAUCAGAAGCAGCAUGCUUGGUAAUCACCCGGAUCAAAAGUAUUGGCCUCCCCUACCCCUCUCCCCCCCCCCUCCCCCCCCCCCACCACCACCCUGGCAGCUUUACCAUACUUCUAAUGACCCCCACUGGUACCAAGUACAUGUAACUGUAUUCUGCUUGCCCUAGCGUUUUUGAUCUGCUCACGUUACUGCUAGUAAUCUGUUCCGAUAGACCACCUGUUAUCAGCAAAUUGUCACAAAACCAGCUCCUCAUUGCUUACUAGUACUGUAGUUGGCAUUGUCACAAAGAAUAUGUUUUCUUAAAAAAAUACUAUUGACUCAACAUCUGAGUUUAACUCUUCAAAGUCUGACAAUCUGACAUUUCUGAUAAAUAUUUCUACAAACCUGCUUUUUGUCGGUGGUAGACUGGCUAUUUUUAAUCAUAUUUUUGAUGCUCCUAUCCUUGCCAGAUUUGGUUUCAUUUUUAGUGCCACACUGACUCUGAUCAAGUUAUAAGGCCAAACAAAACGGGCCCUGGUCACUGAGUCUGGAGA
Messenger RNA from Sycon ciliatum, 5834 nucleotides. RefSeq lists its product as uncharacterized. Gene Ontology annotation, molecular function: RNA-directed RNA polymerase activity; RNA binding. NCBI's taxonomy places the organism in Eukaryota, Metazoa, Porifera, Calcarea, Leucosolenida, Sycettidae. The transcript is spliced from 4 exons. The record is from RefSeq and is a predicted model, not a curated record. Gene Ontology annotation, cellular component: nuclear RNA-directed RNA polymerase complex. The coding region runs from base 877 to 4905 and encodes 1342 amino acids. Gene Ontology annotation, biological process: siRNA processing.